AAAAGUGUGUCUUCCGUUCCGUGCCCAUGGGCGGCUCUUGGCCUCCACAUCGUCCUGCUCUGCUCAUGCGCAAGGGGCAGCCGCCGCCCGCAACAGAAGCCGAGAUCAUUAGCCAUGGCGGCGGUGGAUCUGUCGAAGCUGGUGAAGGAGAAGCGCUUCUGGGUGGCCUCCUUCCUCGUCGUAUGGGCAGCAGCGCUGCAGGGCCACAUGAUGUGGAUGCAGCGCCAGGACGCCUUCAAGCACAAGUUCGGCCUUGACGAAGCAGACGGACCCGACGCCGCGGAUUCCUCCUCUGCCUCUGCCUCUGCCUCUUCUUCUUCUUAGUAGGGAUCUCUAUGCUACGUACAUUUUCGAGGGUCUGAUAAUAGGUUGCUACUUCAUCAUCAGUGGUUGGAGUCUUGUCACUUGUCACUACUCACUAGCAUCAGGGUUUAAUGUGGAGAUACUGCAAGAAACUGUAAUUAUUUUAUUUCCCUUGACUUACAUACAUCCAGUACUACUAUAGCACUGAGCUACAGAUAAUGGCAUUUUUAUUUUUCAGCGCCUGUUUGUAAUAUGAAUGGUUUGGUUGAGCAAAACAGAUGAGAUGAUGAAGUGCAAUGUCAACUUGUCUAGUGAUAUAUUUUCUAAAAAUAAGUAUGGGCAUUGGGCAAUAUGGUGCUUCUUUGCCAGUUUGUUCAUAA
Molecule: messenger RNA, 683 nt
Organism: Sorghum bicolor (sorghum)
Lineage: Eukaryota; Viridiplantae; Streptophyta; Magnoliopsida; Poales; Poaceae
Exons: 3
Coding region: 115-324 (69 amino acids)
Source: RefSeq, a predicted model, not a curated record